AUGUCUACAGCAUCUAAAGUCACGUUAGCAGCGUCCAUUGCCUUUGCGACUGGCUCAUUCAUAUUUAUCAACUAUUCACAACAAGCAGAAAGGUCAGCAUUGCGUCAAGGUCCAAUAAAAGAUGCCCAACGUAUGGCUGCCAAGAGGGAGAAAUCACAGAAACAAAAGUUAAAUGAAGCUGAGCAUAGAGAGCAAAAUGAAUUGAAAGCCAAAUACCAGGAAUUGCAACCUUUAACUGGCGAGAUUAUUCGUGGUGAAGAAACUAACCCAUGA
Lodderomyces elongisporus is the source of this 273-nucleotide messenger RNA. RefSeq lists its product as uncharacterized. The record is from RefSeq and is a predicted model, not a curated record. Lineage: Eukaryota; Fungi; Ascomycota; Pichiomycetes; Serinales; Debaryomycetaceae. Gene Ontology annotation, cellular component: mitochondrion. Gene Ontology annotation, biological process: mitochondrial respiratory chain complex IV assembly. The coding region runs from base 1 to 273 and encodes 90 amino acids. The transcript has a single exon.